GGGAUCUAGGUGUGACUAGUGAAAUGCAAACAAAAAUGAAUAUGACAUAUAUAUUGUUUAUUUCUACUGAAAAUAAAGUUGGUGGUUGUGCAAUUGUAGAAAAAAUUAGUCAAGCACAUCGUGUCAUCCCGUCUUCAGUUCCUAGUCAAAUUGGGUCACCCAAGAAGAUUCUUCAUUCUGAAUCUGAAUCAGUUCAAGCCUUAUGUGGAAUCUGUAGAUUAUGGACUGCUCCAAUGUAUCGUCGGCAGAAAGUUGCUACAAGAAUACUUGAUUGUUUGAGAUGCAAUUUUAUAUAUGGAUAUUUAUUAAAUGUGGAUGAUAUUGCAUUUUUGGAUCCAACCAUUGACGGAAGACAGUUUGUUGAAAAAUACACAGAAACACCAAAUUAUUUGGAAAUUGUUGGUGCUCAACGAAAAGGAGUAAAAUUCUCAUACACAAUGUACUGUUAUUAUUUGAGAGUGUUGUUUUAAAUGCAAAUGUAACCAGAA
Molecule: messenger RNA, 488 nt
Organism: Centruroides sculpturatus (bark scorpion)
Lineage: Eukaryota; Metazoa; Arthropoda; Arachnida; Scorpiones; Buthidae
Product: N-acetyltransferase ESCO2-like
Exons: 4
Coding region: 24-470 (148 amino acids)
Biological process (GO): mitotic sister chromatid cohesion
Cellular component (GO): chromatin; nucleus
Molecular function (GO): protein-lysine-acetyltransferase activity
Source: RefSeq, a predicted model, not a curated record